Toxoplasma gondii ME49 is the source of this 2313-nucleotide messenger RNA. RefSeq lists its product as hypothetical. Bases 1283 to 1516 code for a protein of 77 amino acids. Lineage: Eukaryota; Apicomplexa; Conoidasida; Eucoccidiorida; Sarcocystidae. The transcript is spliced from 2 exons. The record is from RefSeq and is a predicted model, not a curated record.
CCCGGAUCACAGGGAGGAGUGACAUCGAGCCGACUGAUGCUGUUUGGUUGUGCUGGAGCCAAGCCCGCCAGUCGCCAGUCGUGCUUUCUGGGGUUGUGUCUCCUGCUGCAGUGAUUCUGGCAAGAGCGCGCGUUACGCGCUGUGCGACUAGUGGUGUUUCUGUGCUGUGUAUAUAGGAAUGCGUGACUCGAGACGCGGGGUGUGCCACUUCCGGCAUGAAGCCUGCCGAUGUGACGAAGAUGACAAUAGUGACGACUGCGAAUUUUCUGGUCUGGAGAGGCUGCUGAUUAUUCACAUCGUCCAUUGUGGUACUCAUGUCGCCGAUGCUGUGGUGUGCAUCACCACCUUGACGAGCGGUGUAGGCAGUAGCUGUGGAAGCUAGCCUUUCAUAAUGCAUUGAUUUAACGACAAUCGUUCGCGUCGACCUUGAUGACAUCAGCACGCUGUAAACAAGUGGGGUGCUGUGAAUGAGGUCAGUGCCGCCUUGGUUUUUUGUGUGGGUCAAGGGAGUGUCUGGUGCGACGAACUCUGUGUUCGGCAAUCGGCCUGAUGGUAUUCAAAGCUUCAUGUUUCAGGGUCGGGUGCUUCUUGCCACUGCCUAGGAACAAGACGUAGGAACAUUACUGUGCCUGGAUGUGUGGAUGGUGUGGGUUUAGUAAAUUAUCGAGCAGCACCUUGAAGUACAGCUACCUUGUUACGACGUCCCCCCCCAGCUAUUUAGUACUAUUUAUCCCUUCCGGAGAAAAUUGGUUAUCUUUAAUCUCCGGCAGUUGACCCCGCUACGAGCUGCAGUCGGGGAGAUUUCUUGUGUCUUACCUGCUAACCGAGGAUGAGCGGAAUCGACAUCGAGUCGAAUGUUGUAUUGUGUGUGUGAAAACGGUGGAAUCACGCCCACCAGUUGCUGUCCCCGACGACGCCGACCCGAUUGAUGAGAUGCGUCUCUCAAACGCAUAACCGGCUCAAUGUUUAAUUCGUAUUGCGUGCCCUGAGUUUGACAGAUGGAGUGGGUCCAAUGAGUCGUUGACCAUUCUAAAUCGUGGAUGAUGUCGAGAUGAUGAGGACAGUAGUGUUUUGAGGACCGGGGUUUGGUGUCGCGGUACCUCGAUUCGCUGUAUGGAAGGCGGGAUUUUGUCGGCGGUACGGCGGUACAUAUGAGGACCUCGACGUUGGAGGAGUUGUCAGCAGUAGCUGUGUGUUGGGACAGUGCCACUUUGUUGGUACUUGUGGGUGAGUCGAGCGCCGGCGAGGAGGGACUCUGUGUUAGGUCACGGGCCGACGCCAGAUGUGUGACUUUCUGUGGUUUCGGUCGCGUGUUGCGUGUUGCUGUGUAGAAGCGAAGAGAAACGAUUGUAAGGACAGUAUCCCGUCAGGACGUGUGGCAGAUGUGUUGGCACGCAUGGCGGGAAGCGGGGCAGUUUGCUUUACUGUGUGUGCGUCGUUUUCCGUCACUGGCGUUUGUUGGCCAACCGCGACUGGCGACAGUUGGAGUCUACUAACACUGGAUCAAGAGGACUGAUGUCGAGUAGAUUGUCAAUGUUUGGUUUUGCAGGGUGUGAAGCCAAACCCGCCAGUGGUGCGCUCCAUCGUUUUCGCUAUGGUGGCUCUGUAAAAAACGUCUGUAACGGUCUGCCCUACCAGUGCUUCUGCGCGUGCUGACUGUACAGGGCUGAGUGGGGCGAGGUGCGUGGUGUGCAUUUUCAGGAUUGAUGGAGGUCCAUGUGAAGCAUGUGGCAACGAUUCAGACAUUGCCAUUAGUUGCGCCUGCAGGUGAUCACACUGAGCAAUCAUUCACCCGUGUCGGCGAUACUGCAAUGUGCAUCACCAUCUCGAGGUGGUGUUCAAGCAGGAGUUGUGGCCGAUAGAGUUUCAUAGUGGAGCACCUCAAUAGCAAUGGUUCACAGCGCAUUUGAUGACUGCACCACGCCGACAUGGAACGCGUAGCCAUGUAUCAGGACACCGCCACCUUGUUGGUAUAUGUAUGUCAAGCCAGUACCAGCGGCGACGAACAAUGGGAUGCAAACUCAGCGCUCAUCACAUUCGCUGCAUCCCUUCUGAUGCUCAGGCAUUGCCCUUCGCUGUUUAGAAUCAUCAAGUAGGAACAUUACUCCGUGUGUUCUAUAGAGGUUGUGCGUGCAUGGUUGCACUGGCUGAGCCAUGACACGGCAGGGGACGCCUCAGUGAACGGUUCCUCCCAACGUCCCCGUGAUCGGUGUGAGGAUCUCGCGUCUUACAAAGGCCCACGAAUGAGGGAACCCUGUGGGCGCCCAUCACCAAUGUAGUACUGGGGCACACUGACAAAACGUCUACGCCCGC